Harmonia axyridis is the source of this 780-nucleotide messenger RNA. RefSeq lists its product as uncharacterized. Gene Ontology annotation, molecular function: oxygen binding; heme binding. The record is from RefSeq and is a predicted model, not a curated record. Bases 115 to 564 code for a protein of 149 amino acids. The transcript has 3 exons. NCBI's taxonomy places the organism in Eukaryota, Metazoa, Arthropoda, Insecta, Coleoptera, Coccinellidae.
GUCAAAGUAUCAAUUAAGUAAUGUUGAAAUUCGACUUAUUAGAGUCGAGUUGAAAUACAUUCAUUGAAUGGUAACAUUUCUUCCAUGAAGGAAUAAUUUUUGUUGAGUUCUUUCAUGAUGGCAGAUUGCAUCGGUAUGACUGCAAAAGAAGUGCAAUUGUUGAGGAAAUCUCAUGAGGAACUUUCCCAAGAUCCAGCUGCUAUGAGAAAAGUUUUUCUCGAAUACUUCAGGCAAUACCCUCAUAACCAGAAAUUUUUCUCAUUCAGAAAUGUUUUCUUGGAAGAAUUACCGGAAAAUACGGAUUUUAAGAUACAAUGCGCACUUGUCACAGCAUACAUGAGUGCAUGUAUUGAGAACCUCGAGGAUUACGAUGUUGUUGAAGGAAUUUUGACUAAUCUUGGAAAGAACCACAAAAAGUAUAAAAUACCAACCGAAGCAUUCUGGCAAUCCCGCAACGUUAUCGUGCAAGGCCUUUCAGAGCUAGUAGAUGAAGAAACACAUUUAGCGCACUCCAAAUAUUGGGAUUUCGUUGUACACACUGUACUAAAAGGUCUGGAAAGGUGAUCAACCAUUCAGUUUGUACUUCUGAGAGAAUGGAAUUACGGAGUGAAGAGCUGUGCUCCAUUAUAUCAUGGUUUUAUAUGAGAAUAAUGGCAUUGUAAAAUGAAAAUAAUGAAACUUCAUGUAUACAUUAUGCUUCCUUCAUCUUCAUUCAUCUCGAAAACAAAUCUUUUUCAGGUGAAAACCCAAUUCACAAAUAAAUAGUUUAUGUGAAAUAUG